AAAAGAGAGAUUUAAAAAAAAAAAAAAAAAAAGCUUAGUGUGUAACGAUGUCGAAGAAGAAAGCUGGAGGUAGCACCAUGACGCUCAAGGACUUCCAUGGCGGCUCUAUACCAUCUGAUCUCCCUCUCCCUUCCGCUCCUGGAGUGGUUCCGAAGGUUACAGCUACUACGGAUAGACCACCUUUUGUUGAUAGAGCGCCUUGGGGAGGUUCUAUGGGACGGCCUGAUCAGAGGACAAGGCCGACUUCGUCUCAUAUUAUAAGAAACUUUGAUGAUAAGUCUUUGUUUCUUCCCCACACUGCGAAUAUUGGUCGUAAUUUCAGCGAGGAUGAGCGGAAGCCUCUUGAUGGUCACUCUGGUCCUCGGAGGAUGGUUAGUGAUGAUGUUUUUCGAGUUGCUAACAGCCGUUUGGAGGUGAAAGGCGACUCGGUUUUACCUGGGAGAGGUAGUGGUUGGUCUGGGGGUGGUGACGGUGGUGUGAGCUCGGUGCCGGGGAGUCAUCCUAAUGUUUGGAAUGCGAGGAAGGAGGUGAAUGUAGUGGCGGUUAAGGAUGAGGGAGGGCAGUGUUCUUGGAGUACGCAGCCACCUGUUUCUAGUUUGGUGAAUUCAAGUGCGCUUGAGCAAGUGUCUUCGGGGAGGUGGCAGACUAAGCUUUUGGUUCCUGCUCAGAUGGGUUUUGAUGUUGUUAAGCAUUCGGAGAUUGAGAGCAGAGGUUAUAAGGCUAGUAGCCAUGGGAUUAAUCAAGGGGAUGGGUUACAUGGAGCAUAUGUAGAACGUGGCGAGGUCGUUGAAGAUGGGGUACAGGGUGGGAAGAAGUUCGCUCGUGAGUAUGAGAAACUCCCUGGUUCAACUUAUUUGGACGCUAAGGAAGUGAAAGCUGUAGCGAAUAAGCCUCAUCCAAAUUAUUCGGACGUUAGGCCUGCUGGACAACCAACCGCACCUUCUGAAGUCGUGGAACGACCUAAGCUGAACCUGCUGCCUAGGACAAAACCUAUUGAAAGCGUUGAGAAACCUGUGAUUGAUGGAAAACUGGAAAAUGAUGCUUCAAAACUAAUUCAACGUGAAACUGGUUAUGCAACACAGAAAAAUAUGAACAUUUCGAAACCUGGGUUGUCUGCAGAUGAGAUCCCUAACAAGCCGGUUGAGCGCCCCAAGUUGAAUCUGAAGCCUGUGGCACAGUUGCUUGAGAAGCCAGAAGUUAAGACUGAAAAAGAAAGAAACGCAGUUUUUGGCGGUGCUAGACCACGAGAGCUGGUAUUGAAGGAGCGAGGCAUUGAUGAGACCGAGCAUCACAAAUUGGAGCAACAGUUAGAAAGGACGGUCCUCAAUCCCAUCGAAAGAGUUCCAGUUCCAGAGCAUGCGGUCCAAAGACCAGUGAGCUCUCCUCGUGACCUGAGAACGAGGAAAUUCGACCAAAAGGACCUGAGAAGUGUUAGCGACGUAGCCAGAUCCGAACCCCAGAGGAGAAACUGGCGUGACAAUGAUAUCAAGAGCACAAGACAGCAACCGCAGGCUCAGGAGAAGAAGAGAGAUCCAUCACCAGAGACAUGGCGAAAACCAGUUCCCCAGAAACCGGAGUCACCAGACGGAACAGGGCACCGUCCCGGGAAAGCAGCCUCUCCCCUUGAGCUAGCUCAAGCCUACUCUGACACUAAAUCCGGAAGUGGAAGCAACAGUUUUAACAUGAGCCGCAACAACCAAACGCAGCAACCGUUCUCUCGGUUGGUAGGAUCGACAACAACAAAACCAAAGCAUAUUAAUGGCUACUGAGACACUGUUCGUUUUGUUCUUUUAUUCGGAUUGGUUUUAGUUCCGACUAAUUGGGUCUUUUAAGUUCUCGAACACAUUACACAUCUCAUGAUGCUUUGUGGGAAUGUGAUAUGGUUUCCCUUGAGAAUGGGAUUGGAUUACUUAAACCGACAUUUGUGUUCCUUUCUUCUUUGGGUUAUACAUUUUUUUCUAACCACUA
This is a messenger RNA of Eruca vesicaria subsp. sativa (arugula), 1968 nucleotides long. The record is from the annotation of a GenBank genome assembly. Lineage: Eukaryota; Viridiplantae; Streptophyta; Magnoliopsida; Brassicales; Brassicaceae.